Durio zibethinus is the source of this 2451-nucleotide messenger RNA. The record is from RefSeq and is a predicted model, not a curated record. NCBI's taxonomy places the organism in Eukaryota, Viridiplantae, Streptophyta, Magnoliopsida, Malvales, Malvaceae.
UUGAUUAGACCCAGCCUGUCAUUCUCAUAAAGCCUUAACAAACUGCAAUUCCCAAUAUACCUUUCCUUAAAACCGCAAUCAACGGCCAAAACCAUAGAUAAAUCAACCCUAACAUGCAAAUCCAAUCUCAUGGUACAUGCUGAUGUGUCAAAAUAUUAUUGGCCAAAACUCAAAACCCUUAGCCACAAACUCUGAGUCAGCAUCCCGACAACCAAUAGCAAUCAAACACGUCACAAAACUUCAACAUUCAACCUCACUGAAUCACAAAAGAAGAAAAAGAGAAUCAAUUUGCCACCUUUUCUCUCUCUUUCACCUAGUGGGACUAUGGACACAAUCAUAACAAACUCGCUCUAGAAUUCUUGAUUUCUUAUAAUAACCUCAAGACUCCCCCAUGGAAGGGGUUCCAGGAACACCCGGGAUUCAGGAGGUGAGGCCCAAGUCUGGCUUCGAGAAUUUCGAGUUUUGCAACGAGACAUGUCUUGUGCCGGACGGGGACUCGAACUUGGGAAUAAGAAGGGUGAGUUUGAGGGCUGAGAUUGAUACCUCACCACCUUUCGGGUCCGUUAAGGAGGCUGUGACCAGGUUUGGUGGCAGCGGUCCUUGGGUGCCAUUAAACAAAUUUGGGGAGGCAUGUCAUGGAAUUGAAGAGUUUGACAUAAAAAAAGUGGAGGAACAAGCAGCAGAGCUGGAGAAGGAUCUGAUUGUGAAAGAAUUGGAGACCCUUGACGUGCUUGAAGAACUUGGAACUACAAAAAGGAUUGUGGAAGAGUUAAAAAGACAGUUGCAAAAUGAAGCUUUGAAAUGCAUGACCAGUACUCCAGAAUUGAAUUCAGAUGAGCAGAUGCCAGCUACAGGUAUCAAAGAAAUGAACAAGGACCAUUAUGAACAGAUCAGAAUUGGGAGUUCAAGCCCGUACUGCCCAGUUUCAUCUCCUGAUUUGAUCUUGAUGGAGUUGAAACAAGCAAAAUUGAACCUUGGUAAAACUAUCAAUAAUCUUGGGAUGAUUCAAACUUCUGUUGAGUCUCUAAAUAAGAAAAUGAAGAAAGAGAAAACUUUACUUGAAAAGACCCGUGAGAGGCUAACUUGUAAGUUUGCAGGGGUGGCAUAUCUAGAAGAGGAGCUAAAACGAGUGAGGGUGAAGCCACAGAUUGCCAACAAUGUGGAAGCAAAUCAUGGAAAUUCUGAGAAUUCUUCAACCAUUUUAAGGCAGCCUUUUCACAACAAUUCCAUGCCUGAGCAGUUUAAGAAAAUGGUUGAUCCUGCAAAAACUGAAAUUUCAAGAGGAUUGCCACUGCCAGGGAAUGAACAGAACAAGCCCUGCAUAAAAACUGCUGAAAUGAGGUGGGUUGCAGCCAAGAAGAUGGAGGAAGCAGCCAGAGCAGCAGAGGCUCUUGCUCUUAUUGAAAUGAAUGCCCUUACUGGAAUGAAGGGUUUGUCAAGCAAUGAGAACUCAUCAGAUUUUUCCUUGCCAGAGCCGGAGCCAUCUCCUCGAACCCCGCAAGCUCAAAGGGCAGAAGAGGUUUCAAACAGGAAAGUAAUUCAUGCAAUGCACAAAUUUGCUGAAGCAAGUCUCUCCAAAGUCACAAUCCUGAGGAAGUUGGAGGAAGCUUCAGAAGAAGUUAAACGUAGUAAAGAAGUGUUGGAAGAGGCUCUUACUAGAUUGGAAAUUGCAAAUAGAAAGCAACUUGAUGCUGAAGAGGUUCUUAGGAGAUGGAUUCCAGAGCAAGAACAGAAAAAAAGGGUAGUGUGCAAUGCCUCCAAGAUCAACAAUUUCCAUCCACCUCAUCCUCACCCUCAUCAUCAUCAGCACCAGCAUCAGCAUCUUCCACGAUCACCGCUAUAUGAUCUGAUGAACAAGCAAAACCCCACAGUGGAUGAUGAACCAAAGCCUGUUCUAAGGCCAACAGUGUCAAUGAGGGAUAUCUUGAGCAGCAAACAAGUUUCUCCUGGAGAAUGUGUUGUAAGAAGGCCUAAUGAAGGCCAUAGUACUGAAAGGCAAAAGGUAGCUUUGAGCCAAAUGCUUCAUGAACUAAGGGAAGAUCUGACAUUUCCACCAAAACCUGAUCAAGAAGAUCGUGGAGAUGAUCCAAAGCAGUAUUUCACGCAGAGGAGAAAGUUUGGGUUCAUCCAAAUAUCUCUUCCAUUAGCAAGGCAAAGCAAGAAGAAACCACAAACUUUAAACAAUGUGAUCCAAUAGGAUAAAUAGUUAUCUUUGGUUAUAAACUAACAUUUUCUAUUCAGUUUGCUUCAUUUGUUUGUGUCGUUUUUGGGUGAUUAAUUUUUAUGUUGUUGGCAUCUUUGAAUUUAUUUGUUUUGAAAUCUAUCUCUGCUGUAAAGGUGUUUCUAUAAUUUGUAUUCAUGUAUUCUGCAAUCAGCCCUGAAAUACUGAUGGGGUAGAAUCUCAUGUUAUCUCUAUCAAAGGCAUUGAAAAUGGUGAUGAAUUCUUUUACU